Molecule: messenger RNA, 1018 nt
Organism: Anguilla rostrata (American eel)
Lineage: Eukaryota; Metazoa; Chordata; Actinopteri; Anguilliformes; Anguillidae
Gene: mrpl47
Product: mitochondrial ribosomal protein L47
Exons: 7
Coding region: 1-768 (255 amino acids)
Biological process (GO): mitochondrial translation
Cellular component (GO): mitochondrial ribosome; mitochondrial large ribosomal subunit
Molecular function (GO): structural constituent of ribosome
Source: RefSeq, a predicted model, not a curated record
AUGGCGGCGACCGCUGCGGGACGUGUUCUGACGCUUUGCAGACAAUUUCAAGUGGGCUUAAGGAUUUCUUCAGCGUUACCAAUUAAGCAGCCAGCACUGUCUUUUAGCGGAUCUACGAUCUGUCCUCUCAGGCAAACGUCCAGCUUGUUUGCCCAGAAGCAUGUGGGCAUUGCUGCCCAGUGUCGGUCUCUGCACACGUCCCAAUGCAAAAUGGGCCUGGAUGAGUUUUUCGAUAUUCCUGAAAAUUGGGGGGAAACAACGGUCAAGUCAGGUGCACCUUGGACUGCAAAGCAGCUAAGAACAAAAAGUAACGAAGACUUACACAAACUAUGGUAUGUACUCCUAAAAGAAAGGAACAUGCUGCUGACUGUUGAACAGGAGUCAAAGAGACAGAGGCGCUCAAUGCCGAGUCCGGAGCGUUUAAGAAAGGUUGAGCGAUCAAUGUUGAGGCUGGACUCGGUGGUGAAGGAGAGAGAAGAUGCGAUCCGGUUACUGCAGACUGGCCAGGAGCAUGCACGUCCAGGAGCGUGGAGAAGAAACAUCUUCGGAAAGACAUACUGGUAUAAGUUUACGGAACACCAAAUUCCCUGGUACCUGAACCAGAGAUACAAAAGAAAACGAUUCUACACGCCUUUGUUCGUCAACCCGUUCAUAAGGCUUCGGCUGGAGCAGUACCUGCGUCACAAGACGAGGAAGGACAGGGCGGAGAGAGGAAGACAGAGGAAACUGAAGGUGAAGAUCUCACAGCAGCAGUCCGCGAAGGCAUGAAGACAAACUUGCGCCACUGGAGUCUGACGGCAACGAUUGGAGGCUUUUGGGGAUAAGAACUAUCUUUUUUUUUUGCUGCAGCCCAGUUUACACUGGAUAAAGAUUGUGUUGCGGAAACUGUUAAACGCGCAUCUGCUCAUGCAUCAUCAUAUGUUGUGUAACCUUUAUGUAAAUGUUUUUUUAAAAAUCACGUCAUGUGACCAUGCAGUGUGUUACCAUGGGCUAAAUAAAGUAUCCAAGAGCCAUCCGA